UGGAACAGUCACUAAAUUGUGCACAGAAAUGUCCUCGUUUCUUGAAAAGUGCAUGUUGGAGGUGACACAAGUGACACGCGGUCCCCGGGUCUCGGUGUUUACCGCACAUUAGUGGAGGUUAUUGAGGCAAAGACUCUCCUCCGAGCUGCCGGCGGAACUUCUCCUCAGUUUGUUUUGGGCUGGAUACGGCGAGCAGCGACAUGACUCCCCCGCACCGCGCGUCUCUUCUGCCGCUUCUCCUCCAGGUGUUCCUGUUCGCGAGCGUUCAGACCAAAGUGGAUGUGUUGGCUCCGGACAACGUGGAGGUCUUCCUGGGCGACACGGCCGAGAUCCCGUGCCGCUACAACUUCACCAAAGAACAUCCCACGUUUAUCAUGGUCCAGUGGUUUGUGAAGGCAGAAGGCUCCACUUCCAGGGUCCGGAUCUUCUACUGGGACGGCCAAAACAAAGUGGUGGACAACAACACAGACUACAGCAACAACAUGCAAGUGAUCAUCGAGAGUCACGGGACCGUGCUCUCCAUCUCGGACGUGCGGCUGUUGGACGAUCGCGAGUUCUACUGCCAGGUCAACGGUCUGGCUGCAGGAAUGGACGAGCGCAAAACUCACCUGCGAGUCUUCGCUACACCAGAACCACCAGUCAUCGAGGGAGUCCAGACUGGAAUAUCUGUGACCAAUGAGCUUCCGUCUAAGGUGGCGUCCUGCGAGGUGCGGAACGGUUUCCCGAAACCCAACAUCACCUGGUACCGGAAUGGAGUCCCACUGGUGCCGUCCCCAGGAUAUGUGAACGUGCUGACUCUGGUGACUCGCAGCGAGCUGUUCUCCGUCCAGAGCACUCUGGAGUACAAGGUCCAGAAGGAGGACAAGGACUCGCACUUCUCCUGUGAGGUCACCUUCUCUGUGCCUGCCGCCAUCCGGACCCUUGAGUCCAGCAGCAUCAAAAUCACCGUCCACUACCCCACCACCAUGGCCGAGAUGUGGAAGGAGCUGCCCAAGGGUCUGGUCAAAGAGGGGGACGCCGUGGAGCUGCGUUGCCAGAGCGACGGGAACCCUCCGCCCCCCUUCCUUUUCAACAGAGAACAAGAGCCCAGCCGGCGCCUGGACAGCAGCAGCGGCGGCGACGUGCUGAUCCUGACGGAGGUCACCAGGAAGGACAGUGGCAUCUACCAGUGCCACCCUCAGGACCCCGACGCGCCCCAUACAGUCAAGGGAGAGAUGCAGCUGACCGUGCACUACCUGGAUCCGGCCGUGGUGGUUCCCAAAGACUCCGAGUUCAUGUUCCGAGGCGAGAAUCUGACGGCCACCUGCAACGCUCUGUCCUCGCUGAAGACCUCCACCGUCUGGUACAAGGAGGGGCGGCGCGUGGGUGAGGGACACUCGCUGCAUCUCUACGACGCCACCUACCAGACCAGCGGCGAGUACCGCUGCGAGGUGACCGUUCCCUCCGUCCCGUCCCUGCACACCAGCGGAUCCGUGCACAUCGUGGUCCAAGGAGCGCCUCAGCUGGUGGGUCUGGAGAAGGAGGUCCAUCUGAAGGAGGCUGAAGGCCGGAUGGUCAACCUGACCUGCGAAGCCCUGGGCCACCCCACUCCCACCGUCUUCUGGAACAUCAGGGGCAGCGAGAACUGGCAGGAGCUGGUGAGCAAGGCCAGCGACCACAUGGUCCACAGCAUGGUGUCGGUCAAGGUCAGCGCCGACAUCGUGGCCACAUGCAACGUCUCCAACGACAUGGGCCUGGAGGUGAAGAGCUUCCACGUCAAAGCAGUUCCCAGAUCAGCUCCCUUCUCCACUGGGGAAGGCAACGGCGUGAUCCUGCUGGUCAUCAUCCCGUGCCUGCUGCUGCUCGCCAUCUUCGGCAGCAUCAUCUACUUCCUGCACAAAACCGGGAGGUUCCCGUGCGGCCGCUCCGGGAAACAAGAGAUCACCAAAGAGAAGACGACCAAAGACGACAUCGUGGUGGAGAUGAAGAGCGACGGCAAGGCCGAGGACGCCGUGCCGUUGAAGGCCGUCAACGGAGAGAAGAAGAGCGCCAACGGCAACCACGACAACCAAGCGACGCGGCGCGCAGACCAGCCCAUCUGAGCACAGCGCCGCCGGACCCGCCCACCCACCCACUCUCCUCACAUUCCCAUCAUGCUUUGAGCUUCGCAGUAUUCAACACACACACACACACACACACACACAUACACACACACACACACGCCGUUUGUCGCCUGGUUCGCUCGCGUUUCUGGCGAAAGUGUAAAUAAUAUAUAUAUUUUGUUAUUUAAGAUAUUUCAACGGCCAGAGUUCCGUCGGGCCGCGACACGUCUCGGGUCCGGAUGUUUUUUUUUUUUUUUUGUUCUUAGGGAGAUGAAAGUCGUAGUUUGUUUGGCGACGCUCAGCGUUUCUUCCUCCCACACUGGCGGCCAUCUUGGCUAACUGCUGUCGAGCCCUUCAGCUGAUGUACAUAGGUGUAGCGCACCGACCUGCUCGCGCGGCGUAGCGGUCAAAGGUUAGCGAUCUGCUGUGGCUUUUUUGAGAAGGCGUCGUACACUGUAAGUUUGUUCUGUGUGUGUUUUUGUGCGAGACAGAAGAUUCCUCGGAAGGGAACGUUUUCUAAAAUUCAGGUUGACUUGUUCGUUUUAGGUUUGACCUUCGACCUCCAGAUCUGAUGUUUAUUUCGGUUUGUGUGUAAAAAUGUGGUUCUUUGAUGCUUGCGUUUUUAUAAACAUGUUUUUGGAAGAAAAUAAAGCCAAAUAAAAAUGUUUGAUUCAAAA
Messenger RNA from Synchiropus splendidus (mandarinfish), 2758 nucleotides. RefSeq names its product melanoma cell adhesion molecule a (gene mcama). The record is from RefSeq and is a predicted model, not a curated record. NCBI's taxonomy places the organism in Eukaryota, Metazoa, Chordata, Actinopteri, Syngnathiformes, Callionymidae. The transcript is spliced from 17 exons. Gene Ontology annotation, cellular component: plasma membrane. Gene Ontology annotation, biological process: angiogenesis. The coding region runs from base 201 to 2081 and encodes 626 amino acids.